AUGGCAGAUGAAGAAGACGGAAGAGUAGGAGGAUCGCUGCUGUAUAGAGUAUUCCAAAACAGAGUUAACAAAAGAGAACUUUUCAAACAUUGGCACCGGACAACAAACCUCUUCAACUCCUUCAACAGCAGUGCACCGGUGACAUCCAUCAGGGCCUACACCGACGGAUCCAAAUCAUCGUCCCCCGAGACCACAACGUGCGCUAUUUUUGUCCUCACCCUAAACAUUGAACAUGCCUGGACGCUAACGAAAGGCUCCAGCAUUUUCACGGCGGAAGUCACAGCCAUAUACCAGGCCCUGAAACUAAUUUACGACAUGGACGACUGCCCCCCAGAAGUUAUCAUAUACAGUGACUCCAGUUCAGCCAUCACUGCCAUCUCAUCGAAUUCCCUAUCGGAAAAUGAAGCGGUUACAGCCACCCGGAAAAUAAUUGCCAGCCUCAAAUCAAGCGGCACUCGAACUAGUCUGACAUGGAUCCCUAGUCACACUGGUAUAGAAGGAAAUGAAAGGGCGGACAGACUGGCAGCUAUGGAAUGCAACACCCAGGACGGAGAGAGAGUCAACAACAGCCUGUCCCCCAAAGAAAUGGUCUCAAUAAUAAGGGCCAACUGGGCCAUCAACCUCCUCCGUGACCAGAAGACUUGCAAGAAAAGUUGCAUACAGAUGAGACCCAGGUUAGGCACCAUCAAAUGGCACCAACACGGAAACAGGCAAGUAGCAAUAUGCCUGCACAGACUCCGUUCAGGGCACAACCGACUCAAUGCUUUCAACCACAGGAUAGACCCAGAAGCCGACCCAAGCUGCCGCUUCGGAUGCGCAGCCAUCGAAAACACCCGCCACAUACUAGAAUCCUGCCCAAGAAAUGAAGAAUUCCGCCUUAAAAUCCGCCAGUUCUUUUCGGAUAGGAACCUCGAACUCAAUGCUAAUACCAUUCUCGGCCUCAACCCAGUGGUCGACACAGAUUCCCAGUUUAAAAUCCGGAACCUAACGACCCAGUUCCUAACGCAAUCCGCGCUGAUCAACAUAAUCUAACAAGCCAUAGGUAACCGACGAGGGUAAGGAUUUCAAAAGCGUUUACGAACGC
Messenger RNA from Daphnia magna, 1084 nucleotides. RefSeq lists its product as uncharacterized. NCBI's taxonomy places the organism in Eukaryota, Metazoa, Arthropoda, Branchiopoda, Diplostraca, Daphniidae. Gene Ontology annotation, biological process: DNA replication, removal of RNA primer. Bases 1 to 1032 code for a protein of 343 amino acids. The record is from RefSeq and is a predicted model, not a curated record. Gene Ontology annotation, molecular function: nucleic acid binding; RNA-DNA hybrid ribonuclease activity. The transcript has 2 exons.